CGGAUCUCGAUGUUGAUUGGUUUCUGGAACUCAGUCCCGGAAGUAGCUAGAAGCGGAGACAGAAGCUUCUAUUUAAAGGGGGAUAUAUACUGGUGUAGUUUCUCCACGUGAACAGCUUCAAAUGUCUCCUGGAGAGUGUCGCUGCGUUCAGCCCACCCCCUAACCCUCAGCCAUUAUAAGUCUCACGGAUGUCCCUGACUGACAACCAUGAGCAACAGUGAUCGGCGGCAGCGGCCGGGGUCCAAAGAGUCACACCGGUGCUCCUGGGGACCGUAUAUCUCAGCCAUCACCAACAGGACCACCAACUUGUUUAUACGAGGGGGCAUGCUGUUCUCUGUGGGCGUCUUCCUGGCUCUUGUGCUGAACUUACUUCAGGUGCAGAGAAAUGUCACUCUUUUCCCUCCAGAUGUCAUCAGCAGCAUCUUCUCCUCAGCAUGGUGGGUGCCGCCCUGCUGUGGCACAGCCUCAGCAGUGAUCGGGCUUUUAUACCCCUGCAUCGAUAGCCGGCUUGGUGAACCACACAAAUUCAAGCGGGAGUGGUCCAGUGUGAUGCGCUGUGUGGCUGUGUUUGUAGGCAUUAACCAUGCCAGUGCUAAAGUGGACUUUGCUAACAAUGUCCAGCUGUCUCUGACUCUGGCAGCACUCUCCAUUGGUCUGUGGUGGACAUUUGACCGCUCUCGCAGUGGCUUUGGGCUCGGAGUCAGCAUCUCCCUGUUGGCAACACUGGCUACCCAGCUCCUGGUUUACAACGGAGUCUUCCAGUACACUUCCCCAGAUUUCCUCUACAUCCGUUCUUGGCUCCCCUGUAUAUUCUUUGCUGGUGUGAUCACCAUGGGAAACAUCGGACGGCAGCUCGCCUUGUAUGAACACAGUUUUCUCCAACAGAAGACACAUCAAGACUGAGGGAUGUCUUGACCAUCUCAGGCCUCUGUGAUGUCAUGUAUGCAUCAUUUCUCAGGCUGUUCAGACGCAGAGGCAGCAUCACUCGGGUCGUGUCAAACAAGCAGCAGAACUCCAGAUGGACUGCCCCCCCUCACCAGUGAAGACCGUGCUUUACUCGGCUCGUCUGGCGCCUUUGAAAGAGAUCUCAGCCAUUUUUCUGACUAUCUGCUCUCUGCUGAGAUGGUUUAUGACAGAAUGUUGUUCUCUCUCUUAUGUGCUGCAAUUUAUUGUUCAUGUAACUGAAAAGGGAGUAGCUCCAAAGCAGAUCUCCCACAAAUCAGAACCUUUUGCUCCGCUGUGCCAAAGUCGGCAGGAAUCAGUUUUUAGGUCAGUGCUCGUCUUGUUGUAUCAUCAGCCAGGUGCUCUAACAUUUGAAAAACAUGAAAACGUCAGUUUUCAGUUGACGCCACCCUCCUCUAGCUCUUUUGAGGUGUUGCUAAGAGCGGUGAUGAGUCGUGUUUGUGUUCAGGAGCGUGGCUUUAAGCCGAAACCUGCAGCCACUUGAGACAGUCUAACUUUAUUAUAGGUUUUGUGGACACAAGGUACGUCAUUCAUGCAGGAAGACUUUCUAAUAAUAUUUUACACACAGAUUCACAAAUAUGCCCUCUGCCAAAAACACACCUUUUUGCCUUCAGGCAAACUAUUCUAGCUACUUUUCUCCUGGUAGGUCGAGUAAAACGUGAACGUUGAUGCAUCAUGUAGGGUACUCGACGUGGAAAAAAGACAUCAGACAUCUUUUAUGUAAAAAUGGGUACCGUUGUCCAUAGAGACGAACCCUUUAGCAUACGCUGCACACAACUUAAUGGACACUUGCCAUUUUGUUUUGUGCUUACAGCAGUGGGAAGUAUUUCAAUCUGUCAGGGAAAAAGCCAGAGGCUGGUGUCUCCAAACAUCUAAUGCACGAAGCUGAAUCAUUCCAUCACAGACCUGCUCUGAGGCUAUGGCAGGUGCUUUCAUAUUUACUGUGUAAAACAGUGUUAAUGUUGCAAAAACGUGUGUGUGUGUUUUAUCAGACCGUCGAGUGGGAUGUGAUUUGAUGAACAACGGAAUGCGUGCACAGAGAAGAGCUUUUAUCACGAGCACAUCUGUAUACGCGGUUACUAUUGAAGAGACCAUAGUAAUACAUUGUGGUGAAAAGUAAUUGAGUAUGGGUAGAGUUACAACAUACAAGACACAGUAUUUUAUAUGCUUUGCAACAUUGGAGAAACCUUUCUGACGUGUUUUCUUGUGACUGAAACCUUUUGUCAUAAAAUGGCGUUGUGAUGAAACGAAGUGUGAAUAAAUAUUUCUACUCAGGAAUGUAGAACAAACGA
Messenger RNA from Nothobranchius furzeri (turquoise killifish), 2255 nucleotides. RefSeq names its product insulin induced gene 2 (gene insig2). Gene Ontology annotation, biological process: cholesterol biosynthetic process; SREBP signaling pathway; cellular response to insulin stimulus. NCBI's taxonomy places the organism in Eukaryota, Metazoa, Chordata, Actinopteri, Cyprinodontiformes, Nothobranchiidae. The record is from RefSeq and is a predicted model, not a curated record. Gene Ontology annotation, cellular component: endoplasmic reticulum; SREBP-SCAP-Insig complex.